Molecule: messenger RNA, 7148 nt
Organism: Mugil cephalus (flathead mullet)
Lineage: Eukaryota; Metazoa; Chordata; Actinopteri; Mugiliformes; Mugilidae
Gene: rfx3
Product: regulatory factor X, 3 (influences HLA class II expression)
Exons: 17
Coding region: 154-2433 (759 amino acids)
Biological process (GO): regulation of transcription by RNA polymerase II
Cellular component (GO): nucleus
Molecular function (GO): RNA polymerase II cis-regulatory region sequence-specific DNA binding; DNA-binding transcription factor activity, RNA polymerase II-specific
Source: RefSeq, a predicted model, not a curated record
CGGUGAGUUUUAUAGCAACUGUUGCCCAGUGAGGCAGCGCCAUAGUCACCGUAGUCCUGGCGACUGUAACCCACCAACAACAACCUCUCGCUCCAUCAUUACCACCUCCUCCACCAUCCUCAUCUUCAUCAACCAGUCCACGGCUCAGGCGCCAUGCAGACCCCUGAAGCAGGCGCUGACUCCACCUCCACUGUCCCUCUUCAGACCGCUGUGCCUGUCCAGCCAACCGGCUCCACCCAGCAGGUGCCUGUCCAGCAGCAGGCCCAGACUGUUCAACAGGUUCAGCAUGUUUACCCAGCACAGGUGCAGUAUGUUGAGGAAAACAGUGGCGUCUACACCAAUGGCAACAUAAGAACCUACUCUUACUCAGAGCCGCAGCUGUACAGCCAGAACAGUGGAGGGAGCUACUUCGACACGCAGGGCAGCUCGUCGCAAGUGUCCACCGUGGUGACAUCUCAUGGCAUGACCAACAAUGGAGGAGGGGGCACUGGAGGAAUGAGCAUGGGUCUGGCAGGGGGUCAGGUAAUCAGCAGCAGUUCGGGGGCUUACCUCAUGGACAACGCUGGACCCCACCCCGCCACCCAGACCGCACGGGCUUCCCCAGCUACUAUUGAAAUGGCGAUUGAGACGCUCCAAAAAUCUGAGGGUUUAUCCAGUCAGAGAAGCUCGCUGCUCAACAGCCAUCUCCAGUGGCUGUUGGACAAUUAUGAGACAGCAGAGGGAGUAAGUCUACCGCGAUCCACCCUCUACAAUCAUUAUCUGCGCCACUGCCAGGAGCAGAAACUGGACCCUGUAAAUGCAGCCUCUUUUGGCAAACUCAUCCGCUCCAUCUUCAUGGGACUCCGUACAAGACGCCUUGGGACGAGAGGGAACUCCAAAUAUCACUACUAUGGUAUACGCGUAAAACCAGAUUCCCCGCUCAACAGACUCCAGGAAGACAUGCAGUACAUGGCCCUCAGACAGCAGCCUGUUCAGCAGAAGCAGAGGUUUAAGCCGGUUCAGAAGUUUGACGCUGGCUCUGGGGAGAAUUACUCAGGAGGAGGCCAGAACCAUCCUGGAGCAGCAGAGCAGACGGUCAUUGCACAGAGUCAGCACCACCAGCAGUUCCUAGAUGCAUCACGGGCACUCCCUGACUUUGUAGAGCUGGACCUGGGACAGAGCAAUACAGAGAACAUCAGUGCAGAGGAUGUGAAAGCUCUCCAGUCCCUUUACAGAGAGCACUGUGAGGCUAUCCUGGAUGUGGUCGUCAACCUCCAGUUCAGUCUAAUUGAGAAGCUGUGGCAGACAUUCUGGCGUUAUUCUCCCCCCGACACUGUAGAGGGUGCCACUGUAACAGAAAACAGCAGCGUAAGUGAGAUCGAAGCACGCCUCCCCCGGUCGCAGCUAUUGGUACUGUGCAGAAACGAGGCUGUCCUCAAGUGGAUGAGCACCUGUGACCAUUUAAUGUACCAGGCCCUUGUGGAGAUCCUUAUUCCUGAUGUCCUGAGACCCAUUCCCAGUGCCUUGACUCAAGCCAUUCGCAAUUUUGCCAAAAGCCUGGAAGGUUGGCUCAAUAAUGCCAUGAAUGCCAUUCCACAGAGAAUGAUCCAGACCAAGAUUGCCGCUGUUAGUGCCUUUGCGCAAACAUUGCGCAGAUAUACAUCUCUGAACCACCUGGCUCAGGCGGCACGCGCCGUGUUGCAAAAUACAUCACAGAUCAACCAGAUGCUGAGCGAUCUCAACCGCGUUGACUUUGCCAAUGUACAGGAGCAGGCAUCGUGGGUGUGCCAGUGUGAAGAGGGAGUUGUUCAGCACUUGGAGCAGGACUUCAAGGCCACAUUACAGCAGCAGAGCUCUCUGGAGCAGUGGGCAGCCUGGCUGGAUAACGUGGUCACUCAGGUGCUCAAGCCCUACGAGCACCGGCCCAGCUUCCCCAGGGCGGCUCGACAGUUCCUGCUUAAGUGGUCCUUCUACAGUUCUAUGGUGAUCAGGGACCUGACCCUGCGCAGUGCUGCCAGCUUUGGUUCCUUCCACCUGAUUCGCCUGCUGUACGAUGAGUACAUGUUUUACCUGGUGGAACAUCGGGUGGCUCAAGCUACUGGAGAGACACCCAUCGGUGUCAUGGGGGAGUUUGACAGCCUCAACACCUUGUCCCUUACCAACAUUGAUAAAGAUGAAACAAGCGGGAUGGACAGCGACUUAGAGGACGACACGGAGGAGUCCGGGGAACCGCUGGCCAAGCGGGAGAAGUCAGAGCAUGAGGUAAUCCAGGUGAUCCAGGUCGGGGCGCUAGAGGACGGUUCCCACCCCGUGGUGGGCGUCGUCCAGCCGGGCGUGCUCCACUCGCUGCCCCAGCCCCCGCAGGACCACACCGAACACAUCCUAACCCCCUCCGCCGGCACUCCCACCAUCCGCCACUGCAGCACCACAGGAAACACCUAUGCGUCCGUUUGAAGGUCUGAGGGCACGGCAGAUCUUGUCUGGCCUAGCUUUGCUGUCUCACACAUAUCUUUCUCUCUGUAAGUCUUGAUGUUUGCGUCUUUUUCCAUGCGUCGUCUCUGUUUGCACUUGUGCGGACGUGCUCUCCUCUCCGUGGAGACGGGGUGAAAAAUGAUGACACUCUGGCUAAGAUGUGCUGUCCCUGUCUGACUGCUUAGAUUCUGGAUGUGUUGUCAUCCCGUACACGUGUGCUCUAACACAAUGCAGCAGCCGGUGGAAGAGACCUGGAAGGAAAAAGACUAAUUCGACCCGUUACACGUUUCCCCCGUUUAGGCACGACUUAACGCCUCCGUCUCUGUGUACGGAUGGAUUUUAUCCUGAAGGAAAAUUACUUCAAACUACUGAUGUCUCAGAGCUCAAAUCCAUGUCACUAGUCCCAGUGGAGUAAAGGCAAUGAUCAAGAACUUCACUCACUGUACAUAGUUUUGCUGUACUUUCAAUUGGUAUUACCCAAAAGUCAUGGUGCUAUCAGUGUGUUUUCUAUUAAUUUUCUAGCCAUCACUCCUAAUUUUAGUACGAUUCAUGUCUACAUGCAUCCCAACCGCUUUUAGUUAGAGAAAAUAUUUUUGAGUAAUGUAUGUAGCUGAAAGGGACAACUUUCUAUUUCUAUUUAAAUAAGGAUCACGGGGCAGUUUUAUCUGUUCCGUUUGAAAACGAUUUAGUAGCCGCCCGCCAAUAACCACUUAUAGCUUUCAGCCACAGAAAAAAGACACCCUUAAAGAAAUGUCUGUGCUGCUACUCGUGUAUAUAAAUGAGAUUGAGAAGAAAGGCUGUUUUAAAAAGGAGAAAGAAAAAAAAGGAAAAAAAAAGAAAAGGACUCUUUCUCGACGCUAGCUUUUCUAUGCACCCCGUGCAUGUCGCUUGCCUUUGUUCAUUUUAGAUGCUCUGUAGUGCGGUUUAUGUAACGAGCUGGAAUCUUGAAAACAAGUCACUGGACACGUCCCCGUCCCCCCCCGGUUUUGCAGUUUACGUCUUAAGGAAAAAAUUUCUUAAAGUUCGCAGUGGACCAAAAAAACAAACAAAAAACAGACAAACAAACAAACAGAAAAAAAAAAAAAGAAACCGAACCAACUAGAGGAAGCUGAGAGUGAGCCGUCUGCGCCACACCAAAACGCCGUUUCCUGUCCCCACAGUGCCAUGUCGCAGAGCAGAAGGAAUGUCAGGGAUUUAAUGUACCUCGGCUUUAUCAUAGUGCCUUAUCCUUAAAAAUGCAGCUGUCCGUGUAGUCCCGACUGUGUGCUGUAGAGAGCCCACGGCCCCUCUCUGCAUUGUCCCGGGCCGCAGGCUUGGCUUUCUGGUGACUCGUGGCUGGAUUUGGGCGGGCUCAUCAGUGUUGAGGCCGAGCGACGCAGGCACAGACGCACCUGUUGUUUCCUCUGGAUCGGCUCCUGCGGGGGCUCGUUUGUCUGAAUCGCGGUCUUUAGCCUUGCUCCUGCCCUCGCUCUGCCCUCUCGAGGCCUAUUCUCGCAUUAGCCUUUUGUUAUCGAGUGAAGCGUGCGUGCGCGAGAACAUGGAUGCGUAGGUCCUAGAUGUGUUUUUAUGUGCAUGUGUACAUAUGCCUGUGCGUCUGCGUGGUGUUCGUGUGUGUGUGUGUGUGUGUGUGUGUGUGUGUGUGUGUGUGCGUGUGUGUGUGUGUGUGUGUGUUGGAACACAUCCAUCAGUCACCCUACCUCAAACCAGUGGUGCCAGCCCUUUGACGCGUGCAGCACAGUCACCAAACCUUAUUGCACACACACCACUGUACUGCACAAAUCUCAACGCGAUAGAGAAAAUCUGCAUUGCUUUUCUCUCACCUCUGAUACGUUUUCAUUUCCGUUUUUAGACCAUAAAAUGCUUCAUCCUUUGUUCCCUGUUUAAAGGUCAUCUUUGUACAGUGGACCAAAAGUAGAUAUUUUCUGAUAUUCAAAGAGAUAUAUAGAUAUAUAUAUGUAUAGUAUAUAUAAUGACGAUACACUACGUAUAUUUGUUGGCUUUUUAUGUGGUUGAUCUGAUUGUUUGUUUAUACGUGAAUGUUUCUUUCGGUAGCGCAUCUGUAAUUACUUCAUAGACUGUGAAAUGGGAAAGGCAUGGGGGACGGACUUCUGAUUCAUUAGACUACAUCUAUACUUGAACUGUUAUAGCCUUCUGUGUCGUGGACAAUAUUGAGAUUAAUCCUCUGAACAGGAACAUCUGGUCACUAAAAUCACUCGGUUCUUACUUUGUCAUGCCUGUUGAAACGGUCUGCACGACUUCUCUGCAGAAAUGUUUAUUUAUUCAUAUUUAUUGUGGUGUUUCGUUUUUUUUUGUUUUGUUUCGUUUUGAAUGCUUAUGUUGUAAUGAGGAUAAAUCACAAAGAGCAGAGCUACUGUACAGACACACAGACGGACCGGACGUUUUCUUUUUUCUUUAUGAGUCAUAUGUGUGGAUUUAUUUAAAAAGCGGGGGGAAAAAAAGACAAAAAAAGGUGUCAGCGCCGUCUUUGCUGUCAUCGCAGCCCUUAAAAGUUCUGGAUACGACCAGUCGGUCUCUGCUAGCUUUUUGUGUUUCACUUGAGUUCCCCUCUGAACGGUGAUUGAUGGUGAAUAAGUGCAAACACUUUGUGUCAUUUAUUCUCCUGGGUCAGUGGACUCCUGGAUUUUUUUUUUUUCCCUGUAUUGUUUCCCAUGACACAUCAGAAAACCUACACGUUAUACUCUAGCCUUACUGUGGUCUCGCUGGCGUGAGGCGUGAGCAGUUCCAGCAACUGAGCGCUCACAAAUCUGACUUUCUAAAUGACACCGAUUAAGGACAGUUUGCAAGAGAAAGGCAAACAAACUCUGGCUUUUUAUUUUUUAUUUAUUUAUUUUUGUUUGUUAUGUGACCGUAAUGAACUCGAAUGCUCCGUGACUCUUGGAAUUAAACUCAAAUGCAAGUUCAAGAGCACAGAAAUUAAUGAAAAUUGGAAUGAAAACAAAAAAAAACUUUGUUCACGUAGCUGCAAAGAAAAAAAAAAAAAAGUACCCCAAUUCAAACACUGUAAAAAGUGACGGGGUACCCGCUGUAAGAAGCUGGGUGUACUGUUAGGAAUGAAGUUUCGCAGGAUUCAUUUACUACUGUAUUUUCUCUUAAAGGAUAAAGGAUCUUUAAAAAUGAAUUUCAGCUUCCUUCCAUUUAUAUAUAUCUAUCGACUUUAACACUGUAGAUGGUACCUUGUGUUACUUUUUUUUUUUGUUGUGUGCCUGAAUUGAAAAUGGCUUAAAAUAUGUUUUCUUCAAAUCUCAAUUGUGUGCUUUAGCAUCAUCAAGUGCUUUCUGGUCUGUUAGAAACCCGUUUUUGUCACUUUUCCUUCUGUUUGUUAUUUAACCAGACAGUGCCAGACAAUGAUUUAGCUUUCCGCAUCUCAAAAUCUUAAAGGCCGCCUGGUUAACACUGGAAGGGCGUCAAUGCUGCCAACACAGUUGUACUUUAUUUAUCUACUGUCUCUGAAAAUGUAAGAUUUUUUUUUUUUUGUAUCAGCUGUUUGCAAAUGAGCCCAUUUUCCAACCAUUAAAAGAACGAACAUAUAAGCUAUUCCUCGACUUGUCAUAGGAGUGAAAGCUGAGAAAUGCCUCAUGACCUGGACGACACGGCAGCUUCACUGACCCAUAGCAGACUCCGGUGCCUUUAAUUUCUCCCCGGCCAGAGCAGAUGGCCUGGGUGACUAUUGGGUCUCUGGUGGGCUACAGAUAGAGGCUUCACAGGUGCUGCCACUGAGAAGACACCAGGGCUGAGGAAGGAUAAAGACCCGUCCUCAAGUACUGGACUACUGAUUAUUUACUGGAUGUGACACCGCAGACACACACACACACACACACACACACACUUAGUAAGUUAUACGUGGUAGAUUACCUGCAAACAACUUUUUAAUUGUAUAGAACUGGUCAGUGAACCAGGAGAGUUACUGUAAGUAAAAUGCUCUGAAUCGUUUUUCUCAUGAUCGUGAUUUUCUUUUGUCAAAUGAUAUUUUCUGAAUGCUGUGACCUGUUAGAGAUUUGUAUUAUUAUUAUUGUUUUUUUUUCCUUUAUUUUUUUUUUUUUUGUUUUCUUUUCUUGUCCAAGUGCCAUUUGACAGUCUAGUGAGUCGUGGCCAUCUGUAGCACGCUCUAAUGCAAGCACAAGCAUUUGGCAGUGGCAUUUGGGGGAAUGUUUUUAUUCUUGAUUCACCCUAGACAAAAAUGUGUAUAUAUCAAAAGCUUAAAAAAAAAAAAAGAUAUAUUUAUUUGUGUCCUAAUUAUUUGGUUUGUUCUUUUUGGUGAACAUUUUAUCGGAUAUGUUGGCUAAAGUGCUUUUGUGAUUUUUAUUUUCUUUCCUUCUUUUUUUGUUGGAUAAUGUAUAGUUAUAAUAUAUACACACAAACUCCAUGUGACUUUCUUUUUGUGUGCCGUUAAGUUUUUCUUCAUAUAAUGUAUAUUCUCGAAUUGGCAAGCAAACCAAUGUGUGUAGGGUGAUUUGUAUCGUGUAUUUUACAACAAAAAAUGAGGACAAUUGGGGGACUUUUAUAUUUACAAAGACAUUAUCAUUUAGUGUGUCGUAUUGAUGAUUAUAGAAACUAUUAAAGACACAUGUAGUUUCGUUUUCUGAAUAUUUCAGAUCUCAGCUCAGGCUAGCUUCUUAGUGUUGUUUUCUUAAAAUUUGUGACUUGUCUUUGCAGUAAUAAACGUUUUCUUGUUCAAA